Molecule: messenger RNA, 1836 nt
Organism: Medicago truncatula (barrel medic)
Lineage: Eukaryota; Viridiplantae; Streptophyta; Magnoliopsida; Fabales; Fabaceae
Exons: 1
Coding region: 373-1392 (339 amino acids)
Source: RefSeq, a predicted model, not a curated record
UAACACUCUGGCAUACCUUUCAUACAGCUUGUCACUAAGAUCUCUUCUAACACCAACAAAUUUUAUAUGGUUGAUAAAAAGUUGAUUUAUAUACCUCGUAAGAGAGUGAGUUCAACUUUCACCGCUGACAUGAAGACUUUGUUGGUGUAAUCUACAAGUAUUUUUGUCAACACGUUUUUUUGAGCUUUGAGACAUGUCCGGACUCUAAUGAGCCCAACUCACCUAAAUUUAUUUAUCUAUUAAAUAAAUAAAAUUUCUUCUCUCAUCUCCUACUCCUUAAAUUCAUGUUAAAUUCCCUCUCACUCCAAUCUGUUCAUAUCCUUUUCAUCUUCUCACUUUUUUUUCUCUCCAAUAAACUCAUCAUCAACAACAAUGCAAGACUCAAUUGGAAUUCCUGCAUGUUUCUCUUCUGCAAGUGAUGAUCAUCAUCAUCAUGGAGCUGUGAUACGUUCAGGUAAAACCGUUUACAUGUCAGUAUACAGAACAAAGUUAGCUGGUCACUGCCGUUUGAUCACAAUCACAUGGUGCAAAAACUUGAUGCUUCAUGGCUUAUCAGUAACAGUGGAAAACCCUGAAAAGGAAACUCAAUAUAGCUGCAAGGUUGAGCUAAAGCCAUGGUACUUUUGGAGGAAACAAGGUUCAAAACGGUUCACGGUAGAUGGAAAAGCAGUUGAUGUCUUUUGGGACCUUAAAUCUGCAAAAUUCAAUGGUGAAACAGAACCAACUUCAGAGUACUAUGUAGCAGUGGUUUGUGAUCAAGAGGUUGUGUUACUUCUUGGUGAUCUAAAGAAAGAAGCUUACAGAAGAACUGGAUGUAGACCAUCACUCAUUGAUCCAAUUCUUGUUUCCAAAAAGGAACACAUAUUUGGUAAGAGGAAGUUUUCAACUAAAGCUAAGUUUCAUGAGAAAGGUAGGUGUCAUGAGAUUUCUAUAAAGUGUAAGAACAAAGGAAGUAAUAGUGGUAAUAAUGUUGUUGGAGAUGGAGAUUCUGUGAUGAUUGGUGGUGGUGUUCAAGUUCAACCAGAAAUGGAGAUAAGAUUUGAUGGGCAUUUGGUGGUUCAUGUGAAGCACUUGCAAUGGAAAUUUAGAGGGAAUGAAUUGAUUCAUCUCAACAAAAUGAGAGUUGAGGUAUAUUGGGAUGUUCAUGAUUGGUUAUUUAGUCCUGGUUUAAAACAUGCUUUGUUCAUUUUUAAGCCUGUUUUUACAUGUCAUUCUAUGUCACCAUUUUCUUUAUUUUCACCAUCUUUGUCAUGUUCAUCUUCUUCCACUACUCCAUUAUCAAAUGAGACAAGGAGUAGUACUUGUGAUUCAGUGGAGGGCCGUAGUGUCAGUGAUUCAUUAUCAUCCUCAUCAGAGUAUUGCUUGUUUCUAUAUGCUUGGAAGGUUGAAUGAAAAGUAUGUAUCAUAUCAUAUAUCUCAUCCGAAUGGUGAAUUUGACAAAAUCACGAUAACAUUAUAAUUUUGUUUUAUAGUUUUUGAUAAAAUUAUGAUGACACCGUGAUUCUGUUAAACAAUUAAGUGGGGUGUGGGGCCAAAAAGGUAUAUAGGAGUUAGCAACAGCUGGGAUUGGAGAAACAAAUGUACAUGAUGGACGGAAGUAAUUGAGUUACAAACCACGUGGCCAACAAUAAUUCUUUGUCCAGAGGCAUCUCUGUCUACAUCUGUUAUCUACUCCUUUGAAAAAUAAUACUACUCUUUACUAUUUUGAUCUAAUGUUGAAAACUGAGCUAUAUUUGUAUCAACCAGAGGUGUAUGUUGUCUAAUUAUAUUAUAAUAGUAUAUAGUAGAUAUAAUUAUGUAACAGAAAUUAUAUAGACAAGAGAUUACUGAACUGAA